GUUCGAUUUCUCCGUCUCGCGUCGCAUCUUCGUUGUUCUUGUGCUGCCCAAAUCUCCUCGUAUCGCGGUCUCACAUCUGCGCUAAUCGCGGGUACCACGACCAAAGUACUAGCAGCCAGAACCAGCCACCCCUGCCGCUCGCUAUAACCACUAGCAGUCAGUUCUUUACAAUAGCGCGCAACAGCCAGUCGGAGGAUGCGCCUUCCAAGUCGACUCAAAAGACGUGUCUAGUUACCAGUAUCGUGCCAUGUGUCAUCACGCCCGCCAGCCGGAUAUUAAUCCUCUCGUUCUUCGCAUCCUCUCGUUCACGAUCAUCCCGCGCAUCGUGUGGCAUCACACCUGCUGCCCGCUGCCCGCUGGCCGCCCACGAUCAUCCCGCGCUCCCGCGGAAGCCUGAAUCUCCGCAGCUGUAGACGAUCUCUGGGGAAAUCUCCGCGUUUUCCGGAUGCCUGGGAGCGGCAUCGCGCUGUCCGGCCCGGCAGGAUUCGAAGGAGCCCCUGUGACCCGCGCCAUCGUCCUCCUCUCCUCCCUUUCCUCCCUCCUCCUCCCCCUCGGCCCGCACGCGGCGCUCGCCGCCCUCUCCUACCCCUCCCUCUUCCUCCACCGCCAACAAUGGCGCCUGCUGCUCGCGCCGCUGGCCUUCCCCUCGCUGCCCGCGCUGCUGCUGGGCUGUGCGCUGAUCUUCCUGCUGCGCGUGCACGAGCGCCAGAUGGGCCCCUGCAAGUUCACGGUGUUCUGCCUCUUCUCCCUCCUUGUCUCGUCCGCGCUUCAAGUGCUCGCCCUCCUGCUGCUCUCAGGCGCACCUAGUACCGCUUCUCUCCCCUCCCUCUCUUCGUUCUCCCCCUCUUCCCCCCCCUCCUCCUCCCCUCUCUCCCCCCCACCCUGGACCCUCUCCCCCGGCCCCUACGCACUCGUCUCCGCCCUCCUGCUCCUCUCCUACGCGGACGUGCCUCCCUCCACUCGCUUCCUCCUCUUCUCCCGCAUCCCCUUCACCGAUAAGACCCUGCUCAUGCUCGCAGGCUUGCAACUGCUGCUGUCAGACGGCCUCUCCUCCCUCCUUCCUGGCAUCACGGGGCUGGUUUCUGCCUCGCUCUACCGCUGCAACGCACUCGGCAUUCGCAAACUCACGGUACCAGAGCCCGUGGCAGAUCGAGUGUCCCAGGGGCUUUCCUCUGCUGCCAGUUACAUAAGUGCCGCCACCGCUUAUGUCGUCAGCUUGCUUAGGCAGUGCCUGCAACGAGUGCAGCAGCAUCUGCAACAACGGCUGCAGCAGCAGCGGCAGCAGCAGCAGCACGGGCUAGGGCAAGAACAGUUUGAGCAUGAAAGGUUGCCGUUCCUUCAACAACCAAGACAGCAACAGCAGCAGCAGCAGCAGCAACAGCAACAACAACAACAACAACGGUGGCAGCAGUGGCUGCAGCAGCAGCAUCGAGCAGACCAACUUCCCAGCUAUCUCCACUCGCCCUUCGGCUCCUUCCCCUCAGACGCAUCCAUCAGCGCACUCGCCUCCAUGGGCUUCGACCGGAGUGCCGCUGUGGCAGCGCUGCUGCAGUGCCAUAACGACCUCACGCUCGCCACGAAUCUCCUUGUAGAGUCACAGCAGCAGCAGCAGCAGCAGCAGCAGCUGUAGCCACUUUUAGCGGUAUAUGUAGUUUAGACAGAAGCGUUGUAGCGGCAACACCCUCGCCGCUGUGGCAGCGCUGCUGCAGUACCACAACGACCUCAUCCUCGCCACGAAUCUCCUUGUAGAGUCACAGCAGCAGCAGCAGCAGCAGUCUGUCACCCUGAGUGAGGGUUACAUAUGCAGCCAAGGUAGUCAUGGAGAUAUGCAUUUGAUCGCUGGUGUCAAACAUUUAUGCAAUAUGUUAGUAUAGGCUAGUUAGGUGUAUGCCUUUAGAGAGUACAACCCACUUGGUGAAAGCACUCUGUACUGUUGUUUCUAUUCAUCUCGCUA
Molecule: messenger RNA, 1954 nt
Organism: Closterium sp. NIES-67
Lineage: Eukaryota; Viridiplantae; Streptophyta; Zygnematophyceae; Desmidiales; Closteriaceae
Source: the annotation of a GenBank genome assembly